CGUUGCAUUGUUUAUUUCGGCGGGCAUUCUCAAAACUUGAAUUGGCAAACCUCAGUUUAGUUCUGCAUAAGUUCUGUUAUCGCUUUUUCUAAUCAUUUUAUCAAUUUGAUUGAGCCUGAUAUUUCUACAAUUAAUUUCUCCAGUUCACUAUUGUUUCCUUUGUGUGCAACUACUGAUGGCUGGAAGAGGGAAAAAAGCAACCGGCUAUGCAUUCCCUGAUCCUUUGCCAGCUGGUGAAGUGCUUAAAGACUUCACGAAAAGAGAAUGGAAAAUUGGCGCUUCGAUCGGGAAAGGUGGUUUUGGAGAGAUUUAUGAUGUAACCUGUAACAAUGACCCCAGCAAGAGUAAGAAGCCUUUAUACAUUGCAAAGAUUGAACCAAAAGAAAAUGGUCCGCUGUUUGUUGAGAAAACCUUCUACAUGAAAGUUGCCAAAGAAGAAACAAUUGAGAAGUGGAUGAAAGAUAAAAAGCUGAAGUAUCUAGGAGUUCCAAAAUACAUAAGCUCAGGCACCCACGAGUACAAAGCUACUAAAUACAGGUUUCUGAUCACAGAAAAAUUUGGAGAAGACUUAUAUAAAAUAUUUUUAGCACAUAAGAAGUCCAUUCCUCUACCAACAGUGCUUCAGAUCUCAAUACAGUUGAUCAAUAUCUUAGAGUACCUGCAUGCAAAUGGAUUUGUCCAUCGAGAUAUUAAGGGCACAAACAUCUUGGUCGGACAGCCCAACUGCGUUGAAAAUCAAGUGUUCCUGAUCGAUUACGGUUUGGCAACUCGCUUAGUGACAGAAAAAGAGUUCAAGCCAAACCCCAAGCAAGCGCACGAUGGCACCAUUGAAUAUUGCAGCAGAGAUGCACAUCAUGGUGUUGCCAGUCGAAGGGGUGAUUUUGAAAUGCUUGGGUAUAACAUUCUGGAGUGGCUAGGCAAUCCACUCCCAUGGGUAAAUAUUAAAGCAAAACCUGCUGUUCAUGCGGCUAAAAACAAAUUCAUGGAUGAGAUACCCGAGUCCUUAAAAAACCUGCCUAAUGUGCCUGAUGUGAUAGUACAAUACUUCAAUCUUGUCUCGAUAAUGACACACUGCGAAGAACCGAACUAUGAUCUAAUCAGAGAUCUCUUCUCUACAGAAUUAAAAGCACUGAAAGUAAAGGAUAGCCGAGGCUUUGUGUUUGACAGUGACACCCCUGUCAAGAAAAAGAAAGCCACAGAAAAGAGAGUACUUAACACCAGCAAGGACUCUAGUAACUCGGCAAAAGAGAAUGACGAUAAACCCAGGCGUGGCCGCAAGGUGAAAAAGAUCGCAAAGGAUGACACAUCACAAAGUGCAGAUGAAGUCAGCGUUGAGUCCCAGAAUCACACUCCCGCGAGGAAACCACGCAAGAAGAAGUCAAUUUCCCCAAGCAAAAAGUGGACAAAUUGCCCGACCAUGGUUGCAAGUGGCGUUGCUCGACCAGGGACUUACGUUAAGAGAAAGUAACUACCAUGUUCGAUCGCAUAGUUGAUCUCUCCUCUAAAUUGAGCAAGCCUGCUGUUCUAAGCAGUAUUUUGGUUUAAGUUUUUUUAUUUAAUUUUUAGCUCAAAAAUGCCACUAUGAAGUAAGUGAUUAACUGCUAGGGAGACAGCUUGGGAGUAAGAAGAAGUUAUUUGGUAGAUCAUAGUACUCAAAGACUGAAAAAUUGUUUCUUUCUUCUCUGAAGAGAGUGCACCUCAAACUAAGUUGACCAUUAAUGUUUUGUAAGCAAAAAUGUACGCAGAGAUAUCGUAACUAUCUAUCGAUAUGUGGCAGAGACUGUCUUUGUUGAUUGAAAAUGCUGGCUUGUUAAAAAUCCAUGGAAGAUUGUAGAAAUUAUGAGAAAUCUUCAGAAACUCGAGGAAAAAGCUGGGAAAAAGUGUUAAGUAAUGCAAAAAUUUUCCAGUGCGUUUCCCCCUGGCUUGCGCAAGAUGUCAGAAUGUCCGUGAGCGUGCCAGAGUUUUGGGUGUAAUUUUCUCUCUCUCUCUCUUCUGAAAUAACGCUCUGAUUUAAAAAAAUUUCCUACUCAGUGCAUCCUUUUGACCUUUCUGUAAAGUAAGAACAUUUUUCAAGAAAGAGGAAAUCUAAGGCUGAGAUUGCAACCAGUUUUUGCUCCCAAGAACUCCGCAUUUCGAAGUGGCUGGAUAAUCGUGAUAUCACUGUAAUCAGAACUCUCAUUAUGUCCUCUCAGCUGCUUAUCUCCAAAUUUUGCAAUUUAUGAAUUUUACAACUAACGGUUUUACAAUGAUAAUUUUUUUGAAAAUUUGAGCUAAUUGGUAAUUUGAGGGACCCCAAGUUAACACCUUGCUAAAAUAAUUGGUGAAAUCAUUUUUAAAGAUUUGUUAUUAUAACUCGUAAAAACGAAAGAAAUAGCAAGCUUGAAAAAAGAAUAUGUUUACCCUCUGGGAGCUUAUAAUUUCUCAGAUGAGGCUCUCAAAAUUUCCUUAAGUUGACUAUAAAUCCUCUUCCAAGUCUUAGUAUCCUGUUCAAUCAAUUAAAUUUACUCUCUUAAUAUUCUCCCACUUAAAAUACAAAAAGAGGAGAGGAAAGGACCUAAGCCAAGCCAAACAUCUCAAGAAUCUUGGGAGUUCCAUUUAUUUUCUUAUGAGUAGCAAGUCCGUCUCCCAAUUUUAAAGUGUGCUGUCUUAUUAUUUUAGGCCUCAGGAGUGAAAAUUCAUUUCCAUUCCUCUCCGUUAAGUGGAUGUAAUUUUAUUUAUUUAUUUUUUUUUUUUUGCCAGUGACCUACCAGAUCAUCUUUAAAUCUUUUAUAGGAUACUAGUUCAUAAUUUUGUUUUAAAUUAAUGUAUUACAACAAACCUAAAAAAUGUAAAUUUUUAAAUUCUAGGUAAAAGUAGUAGAUGCCGCCCUAUCAGUAACCUUAGUAACUCUGCUGAGUAUGCCCUCAUGAUCUAUUUUGGCCUCUAUGUAUUUUAAUAAUUAAAUUCAAAUGUAUUGGUGCAUUUGAUACAAGCACACACUUUCUUAUAAGUAGAAUUUUAGAAGUAAGUCAAGUAAAUACUCAAAAACUGUUCAUAAUUGAAUUGAGUUCAACAGGUAUUGUAAAAGUUCCCGGAUUCAUUUUCAUUGCCCACUCUGGGGGAAUCUCUCUGGCACCCAUUAUUGACUGCAUACCAAGAGGUUGAAAUAUAUGUACACUUUUCUUAGUAUGCAUAUUCAAUUUCAGGUUUUCAAGCACUUGUCUUAUAAUUAGAGUUUAUUUUUGAAUUUUGCCAAUCACUGAAAAAAUGAUAGGGAAAAAAGUUGGUCAGUCUUGAACUGUAGUCAUUUAUAAGAGGAAAUGUUGUCAACAAGUACCUUUAAAUUUCUCUGUAUUUUAAUGUUAAUUUUAACCUAACUCAUGCCUUUAUCUAUUUUUGUACUGUCUCAUUUUUUGUAAUGACCGUCUGUGUUUACUAUUUUCAAUGUUGAAUAAACGUCACAAAUAAAUAUUUUUUUACUAAUUUUA
Bemisia tabaci is the source of this 3467-nucleotide messenger RNA. Its product is annotated as serine/threonine-protein kinase VRK1. Gene Ontology annotation, biological process: protein phosphorylation. Lineage: Eukaryota; Metazoa; Arthropoda; Insecta; Hemiptera; Aleyrodidae. Gene Ontology annotation, molecular function: protein kinase activity; ATP binding. The record is from RefSeq and is a predicted model, not a curated record.